Molecule: messenger RNA, 3154 nt
Organism: Anopheles moucheti
Lineage: Eukaryota; Metazoa; Arthropoda; Insecta; Diptera; Culicidae
Exons: 5
Coding region: 227-2668 (813 amino acids)
Biological process (GO): protein K48-linked ubiquitination; proteasome-mediated ubiquitin-dependent protein catabolic process; negative regulation of extrinsic apoptotic signaling pathway via death domain receptors
Cellular component (GO): plasma membrane; cytoplasm
Molecular function (GO): ubiquitin protein ligase activity
Source: RefSeq, a predicted model, not a curated record
CAAGGGAAUCAUCGCGCUCCGGAAGGGUAUCCGCAGGGCUUGUAACAACGUGCCAAAGAAAGAAGAAAUACAUUCGUAAUUCUCAGCCCGUUGUUUGUCAAUGUUUGCGUUCGUUUCGGUUCCGUCUCGUUGCCGCACUUGCAGCCGUUUGCUGUCGUUUGAACGAAGAAAAAAUAGCAACGACCGCUGGUAACAGUGUACCCAAACUAGCGAACAUAUACACAGGAUGCCCUGCGAAAAGUGCAAUGUGAAGUUUGGCAUUAUAACGCGUAAAAAAUCCUGCUAUGAAUGCCAUCGACUGUUCUGCCGGAACUGUCUUUCGAAGCGGCAGGAUCGGUUCCUUUGCCCGAACUGUACCAUCUUCACCAAAAGGCCUCUAUCGCGCAUCGAUCUGGCCGCACUAAAAGUGAAAGAUCUCAUCUUUUACUUGCAGUCGAAACAUAUUUCCACAUCCGGUUGCGUGGAAAAAGACGACCUGAUUAAUUUGGUCAUUGCUCAUGUGAAUUCCGGUGGUAGUUCACCGCGCACGCCGGGGAGUUUUAGUGCCACAUCAUCCAACACGGAAUCGGCUUCCGGCGGAUCGUCACGCUAUGGAAGCUUCUAUCGAAACGGAACCAAAAACUGUACAAACACGUUCGAUCAGAUCAAAAAUACCUGCCAGAAUUUAUUUUCCACAUUUUCGGACAAACUUAAUGGAGAUGUUCCGGAGACUGGCCGUCCUAGCACCGGUUUUGCGACGCAAGAAGAACAGCGUCACAUAUUCACUCAGCCUCGCUUCGGCAGCAACAAUGUCUACCAUUCCGUCGAUCCAAGCGUUCAUUCAAAUACCGGCGCCAGUAACUUCCCUCUCCACACGACACAUCCCGAGGCCGACAAUAACCAAAGAGCGGAAGCACAAUACAAUGCAGAACAGGGAGAGCGGCCAGUACAUUUCAGCAGUGCUAGCAGUGGAACGACAAGUGGGGCUGAUUCCAGUGCCGCAUCUUCUUCGUUUUCAUCGCCCAGCCGCGAUGUUUCUUCGCCCCUAUUAGGCGACCAGCACCACUCGGCACCUAAUGGGCAAACGCAAGCCAUGCUGGACGAUCGCAUUGAAAGCAUACUGGCGCUAGAAACGGGCGGAACGGGCUGUGAGUGCUGUACGGAUGACGAAGAUGAGGAGCGAACCGGUGUAGCGAUUCCCAAGGAACAUGAUAUUGCUGCUAAAGGCGAGGAAGAUAUGCCACCAUGCUCGAAGCAAUCCCGGCGUAGCUUUUCGCAAUCCAAUCUGUUACCACCGCAGAUGGCGGGCCCGAGCGCAGACACAUCGGCCGCAACGACGAAAGUGGCAUCGCGGAGUCAAACUCCUUCGUCAUCCUUCGACGAUUUGCUGGCUGAUGCGGAAGGCAGCAGCAGCAAUGCGGAUCAAGCGAUCGCCCCAGAUACACUUGCCGUGACGACCGAUACAGACGCAUUGGCAACGACUGCGGCUUCGAUCGAUGAUACAGAACAGUGGCAGAUCAUCAAUACCUCGGACACGAACGGUGGUGGUACGCUGGAAGCGGCCACCAACAGUGAACUUCCGAUGACUGACGCAACGAAUGAGGCGUCCACGACCAACGAGGAUGAAGAGAGCACGGACAGCAUCAGUAACUCUGUAGAACUUAAAUCAAAACCACCUCCGACGGUGCCGGUGCUUGGCCACAGCCCUUCCGUAGGCUCGACGUCAACAAUUAUAACGCGCCGUAGGUCCGAUAGUUACCUGCUGUCGGAAUGUUACGCCUCGUUGCGUCAGCGCUCGCUUGGGACGGGUCUGAUCGAUGAACCACAGUCACCUUUAAUCCAUCGUGCCAGUACGACAAGGUCAUUGCAAACGACGGACGCGGUACCAAUGGUUUUCGCGUUGGGCGGUACACUUAGCAACGAUGCAAUGCCAACCACUAGUCAUGUGGUCAACCCUACCAGUACUGCCCAUGGUAUGUGCUUCCGUUGUGGAAAACGGCGAAACGGCAUUCGCCGGCAGUUGAAAAAGUUCCGCAAGCAACUGGACGCGGCUACCGUUACGGAGGUGGAAAAACGGCGCCAGCUGGAAGCGUUCCUUAAUUAUCUCGAGCGACGCAGCAAAGGUUCGUUCGAACUGACCGAUUCCGAGUCCAUCACCGAAGAAGCGAGCGUUAGCGCGGGGGACGAAGCGAGUGGUGUCACCGGAACUGCCGCGGAUGGACGUGGUACGGUCGGUAUUGGUGUGGAUGAUCAGCAUGCCUUUUCCUACCCGAAGCCACCGGAAGAAUUGCCGGUCUGUACCAAUCUGUACUCUUCUGGUAAUCAGGAUUUGGUCAAUAUGAAACAGAUCAAGCUGAGCGACAUUAAGGAAAGUGCGGAUCUAGAUGUGCUGUCGGUGAAGCAGUUGAAGGGUAUUCUGAUGGUGAACCGGGUCGAUUUCAAAGGCUGCUGUGAAAAGGCCGAACUUCGCGAACGGGUGCUACGGUUGUGGCGUGAUUACAAAUCUAUCCCAUCAAUCGAAAAACUUCCAUCGGACGAUUUGUGCAAGAUUUGCAUGGAUGCGCCCAUCGAAUGUGUGAUACUGGAGUGUGGCCACAUGACCACUUGUACCGCGUGCGGUAAGGUGCUAAGCGAAUGUCCGAUAUGCCGCCAGUAUAUCGUGCGGGUAGUGCGAUUCUUCCGAGCCUAAUAACCCUUCUCCCUCCCCACCCACCCUCCCUCCAAAUCGUCUCAGGGUAUUGUUUAGCAAUGGGGAAACAGGGGGAGCGUAUAUGAGUUAGUGGUGGUUUCCUUUUUAUUUUAUUUCUGCGCACCUCCUCCCAGUCAUGGCAGAUUCAAUGGCGGGCGGUUUUGUAGCGUUAUGAACGAACCAUGUUCUGCCCGCAGCGUUAUUUUAAUUUAAAAAAAAAAAAACAAUAUUUAUACUCAUGUUUGGGUUUGGUUUGUCACAGAAUGGAAUAUACCUUCUCGGUAGCGUAUCCAUUUGGUGGUAGACCACGUUGCGCCGGUUGGAGGUGUGCAAGCAAUCGACAAAUAAUAUGCAAUACAAAGACACAAUUUAAACAACGUCCCACAGCAGCCUACAUACAUAGUAACACGCAUACACGAGACGAACGAAAAAAAAAAAAGAAAACAUGUGAUCUAGUUAAUCUAGGAUAAAAAGCGCAAGUAAUAC